GCAUUGAGAGAAGCCGCUUGAACCGGGAACAAGCACAAAAGAAACAGCUUCGUAUACAGGAACGGAUGCGACAAUUUAACAUCGAGGAAGAAGGAUCCCGGCCUUAGAUAUCCCGUCAAAUUAUGGUUGACCCUGAAAAGUUCUUUUCGGAAGAGCUUCCGCAAAUAUGUGGCAAAACUGUUCCAUCAAUCGAAAGUAAUUUUGUAUCGGAUCAUCCGUCGAUUGUGGACAGAUUCUUCACUAGAUAUUGUUAUGUUCAUAGCGCUAAACCAAUAGAACCGCAUUUAGUACUGUUUCAUUCUAACCGAAUUUGUUUAAUCGGACUGGCUUCAAAUCACGAGGCUUUUUCACGUGGGAUUAAAUCUAUUUCAUACGAAGUAGGCAAAAUAAAUCGCAGUCAGAAUCAAGUCAGUGGCAAGAAGAAAAGUGGUGGCAUGAUUGUACAAGCAGAUUCCACUUUGGCGCUGGUAACUUGUAAUGACGGUAGCGUUUUUAAAGUUCGAAGUUGUAUACAAGGAAAAUUAGUAGAAGUUAACCAGCGGUUAGUUGAAAAUGUUGGGUUACUGCAGAUGGAAGGAUAUGGAUACGUAGCUAUUGUAAUGCCAAAACCGGAACAAUGCGAGGCGAUAAAACAGAAAUUAUUGCCCAUGGUUGAAAUGGAACCAAAAAUUGACCGCAAUAUAUCUGAUCCAGACUCUUCUAGUAAUAAAUAACAGAGUGUAAACAAACUUUAUUAAAAUAUACUUUAUUUCCUAAGGAAAAGCACUAUCAAUUAAGAUAAAAUCGCAAAUGCGUACUUGCUUCGAUUGUGACUGUCAGGACAGAUGUCAGGCCAAUCUUACCUGUAUCCGACCACGUUUUCUCCCAGUACAUAUCUGUCCUAUUAGUCUAUGGAGGAAUAACUAAAAAUGUUUCUUGCUAACUUGCUACCAACUCCACAACGGGAGCUAUACGAGUAGCAUUCCCUCUAAAGCUCUACUCAAUAUUAUUCCUCUACAUCAAUUGUUUGUUUACCAUGUUUUAUAAAUGUACUUUCCUUGACUUGAGUAAAAGCGAUGUAGCUGACAGGUUUUCGUUAUUUUAG
Messenger RNA from Sabethes cyaneus, 1084 nucleotides. Its product is annotated as protein Abitram. Lineage: Eukaryota; Metazoa; Arthropoda; Insecta; Diptera; Culicidae. The record is from RefSeq and is a predicted model, not a curated record. Gene Ontology annotation, biological process: regulation of actin filament polymerization; regulation of filopodium assembly; dendrite morphogenesis. Gene Ontology annotation, cellular component: filopodium tip; dendrite; nucleus. Gene Ontology annotation, molecular function: actin filament binding; actin monomer binding. The transcript has a single exon. The coding region runs from base 123 to 713 and encodes 196 amino acids.